Molecule: messenger RNA, 2190 nt
Organism: Kwoniella shivajii
Lineage: Eukaryota; Fungi; Basidiomycota; Tremellomycetes; Tremellales; Cryptococcaceae
Exons: 7
Coding region: 1-2190 (729 amino acids)
Biological process (GO): ubiquitin-dependent protein catabolic process; protein ubiquitination
Molecular function (GO): ubiquitin protein ligase activity
Source: RefSeq, a predicted model, not a curated record
AUGCCCGUACUCGCUACUGCGGGCUCACGCCUGUCGCACCUCCUUCAUAAAGUCGUCUUUUCUUGGCCUUCGGCAAGCAAUUCGAGCUCACCGUUCGCUUUCAGAUCUCAGUCAACGUCUGGCGAUUCUGCAAGGCUAGAAGAACUAUUCGAAGAGCCCGGAGAAGGUCGAGCUCUCGCGGGUGGAGUAGGUCCGCUGAGUUUUGUUGGAUCCGGUUAUGGUAUCUUGCUUGUUUUGAUGGCAAUACUGCUCAACCGAAUACAUCAUAUCGUUCGUCGCCCCAGACCACCACCACCACCUCUUCCACAUCCCCCUCUUCGGGGAUUUUCCCGGAUCCAACGUGUCAUUUCCACAGCCCUCAUCCACGAAUCAACUCCUAGGUACAUUCGGAUACCUGGUAUCUUCGCUCUGACUCGGGCAUGGGUGAUCUUCACGGUUGUAUUACUGCAAGUUGCCAAUCUGUGGCCUGAGAUGAACGAGAGUAGAAUUUAUGGUCGACCUAUCAGAAGCAUUGGCGCUUGGGUAGGAGAAAUGGAGAUGGAAAAGGUCUGUUGGCAGGUGUUUAUCAGUGUAUGUACCGGUUUAGCAUGUGGAGGUAUGGCGAAUGGGCUGGACAGAUCAAGGCGGAGGGAUGUCGGAGCGAGUUUCAACCUUUUUGGCUAUUCCUUCCUCCUGCAUCUAUACUCCUCUCCGCUUACCCAUCAUCAUCCUUCCGGCACCAGCAGCAGACCUCGCCCAGAUGUUCACGCACUUUUCCAGCUUUGGUUGGGGUUGACAGAACUAGCCUGGUUACAAGCUGUAGAGCUGAUCCCUUCUUUGAGGAAUAAUUUACUCCUUCCAACAGGUGUGUGCGGGACUAUGGGAUUAGUACACUUUGUAUAUGCGUUAUCGACCGCCCCGCUCAAGUUCCCGAGCUUUACUUUCUUGACUCAUUUAAUGGCGUUGCUUCUUUCUGUAGUGAUAGGCCUUUCCGUCGUUCUAAAAGGGCUCACUUUUCUGUUCACCUACGGCUAUAUUCCAUCUCUCAUCAGUCUACUUCCUCACGAAGGCGUUGUGCCAAACUUCGAGGACGACUUUGGUGUAACCUUACUCAAGAUCGGUACAGCUUGUAUCGAGGCAACUCAGUACUCCGGCUUGCGAAACGAGCUCGUCUCAGUAGAAGAAUAUAAAACACCUUGGGUUGAGAUGUCUUCGACAAACAGCAAUGUGCGUAAGUCUCUAGUGACAGGUACUAGUGGCUUCGAGACAGAAAUCAACAACAUCGAGGUGUCAAAGCUUGCGAACCCACACAGUGAAAGUGCUUACUGGAAGGAACACAAGGCAUUUUGGCAAGCAUGUGGGAAAAGCACAAAAGCUAUACUCUGUGCCGCCAUUUUAGCAUCGCCUUUGGGUCGCAAAACGGUUGAUUUAGUAAAGAAGGCUUGGCUUAAAAGAUGGUGGUAUGGCCCAAGGCAUUGGAGAUUCUGGAGGAGAGCUGCUUGGAUAGAGCCACCACUCGUCGCAGCUAGGAGAAUGCUCGCUCAACGGAUGGAUGUGAUUGAAGCGCUUCGAUUGCAGCGAGACAUUCGAAGAGCCCAACGAGCUAGGAGCACACCUGGACCAGAGCUGAGUACUGGAACAUCUUCCACCGUUGAGAUCCAGCCGAAUGCGGGAGAGCUCGUCAUGUACAAUCGAUUCUUGCUCGGUCAAGCUGACAUUGAAGAUGACGAAGAAGACUGGGAGGAUGACGCUAGCUCCACAUCUAGCAAUCAAAGUGGAGAUAGCGAAGUCGAAGAGCAAGCGCUAUAUCAAGAUCUCAUGAACUAUCAAGAUGAAGAAGAAGAUGAUAUCCAGCCGGUUCUCCUUGCCCAUCUGACAUCGAGAACGUCGACCCCACUUACCAGAAGAAGAUAUGCCGCUUUGUUAGCGAAUCGAUCAUCCACGCCUCAGAGUGAAGGAUUGCAAGAUCUGGUACAAGAACGAAGGAUAUCUCUGGCUGGUCAGAAUCGAGAUGAGGACGAUGAGGAAAGGAGGCGAACUUGUGUGGUUUGUAUGACACAGAUGAGAGAUACAAUCCUCUGGCCUUGCAGAUGCCUCGCACUCUGCAACGAUUGUAGAGAGAGUCUAGCAUCUCGGCUGUCAGCCCAGGAUCACAUGUGUCCUUGUUGUCGAAGAAAGGUUGAUGGCUACAGUCGCAUAUUUGUGCCAUGA